This is a messenger RNA of Symbiodinium natans, 1512 nucleotides long. The record is from the annotation of a GenBank genome assembly. Lineage: Eukaryota; Dinophyceae; Suessiales; Symbiodiniaceae.
AUGGCAAAGCAGCCCGCGCUGAUUGCUGUCUCUUUUCUGCUGGCAUCACACAUCGUCCUCCUUCCUCCAUCUGCAUGUGGCUCGUCGUCGCCAGCGGGAGCCCGGAAGCUAGCAGGGCCGUCAUCGAGAGCGAAGACAGGAAAAUGGCUGGAGACACUGCGGGACCUGAGCCGAAUGCAGCAGUGGGCUUUGGCUUUAGAUGUUGUCCGGGCAGCAUCCGUUGAUGAUUCACUGACAAUGCCCCUUCUGCAAUCUGCCCUUUGGGCCUGCAGAUCUGGCGGUCUCCCGCCAACGCUGUCUUUGCUGCGCCUGAUGGGUGAGCAGCGCCUUCAGCCGCAGAUGACCACCUACCUCAUUGCAGCUCCCGACAGUUCCACUGAGGCUGAGGGGAUGAUGUCGCUGCUGAAGGCUUUGAGGCAGAGCCAAGUUGAAGUCGACCUUCCAAAGUUCACGGAGAUGCUGAUGCACGUCUCCAGCGACGAGGAGUGGGAAAGAAGCAGAGCAUGUGCAGCUGAUUGGAACAUUCCCUGGCCUUCCUGGAGGCUACAAACCAGGAAUAAACGCAUCGGAACUUGGUUCGACCAUCACCGGAGGCUGGUCACUGUGGGUUUGCUGGGUGCUCACCCGCACCAGGGGAACGCGAACGCUUUUGCCAACUACAAGGCACUUCACGCGGCACUGUUGGAGAGCCAGCGCAGUGGCAAGGCACCCGAUUUCAGCGACGCAGGAGCACGCUGGCUCUACGUUGAGCGGCAAGGCCUCUUGCGAUCAUGGUAUCUGCCCCGCAUUUUGCUUUGUCCCGAAUUGGAUGGAGCAAGGGAAUGUCUCUUCAAAGAACGGCGUUGUCUCGUCCUUGACAUUGGUGGUGGCCCAGGAUCUGCGGCUUUGGGCCUCGACAUCUUCGCGCAGCAUUUUGCUUGGGAUGUUGAGAUCCAGUAUCAUGUCUUGGAUUUGGAGCCUGGCUGGCAGGCGGCUGCAGAAGCUUUCCAAAAGCACCUGGCGAAGAGUGCCAUCUCAUUUCACACUGGGGACAUGCUGACUGCCCUGCAAGGGAAGGGUUUACCCGAGCCAUCAGAAGUGGAUAUCUUCCUGUUCUCCUAUGUGAUUCAUGAGAAUGCCCUGGCUCUUCGGAGUAGUAACUAUGGAGUCCUGCCGGCACUUUUCAAAGCUGCUGCGCCCAAUUCCCUCUUCAUAUUCAUGGAUCCUGUUGACCACAUGUGGCCAGAAAUCGUGGACCUGGCUCGCAGCUGCAAUGGCUUCAGAGUGGUUCUUCUCCGGGUUCUCAAGAGCUUUUGGCUUGUCUUGGAAAGUGGUGCAGGGAUGGAUCACGUGGCCGAUGAUAUCCUGCAGCUUCUCAAAGAUUCUGCAACCGCUGAGCGUGAUCAACGUCUUCGGAAACUGCUUGGUGAUGACUACAUCGUCUUGCCAGAUGCAGAAAGGAAGCCGGACACCGUCGCGGUAUGGAAGCAGCUGUCCGGAAUUCGAAAGCGCAAGCUUCGCGAAAACUCAUGA